Molecule: messenger RNA, 1014 nt
Organism: Mercenaria mercenaria
Lineage: Eukaryota; Metazoa; Mollusca; Bivalvia; Venerida; Veneridae
Product: F-box/SPRY domain-containing protein 1-like
Exons: 1
Coding region: 1-603 (200 amino acids)
Biological process (GO): proteasome-mediated ubiquitin-dependent protein catabolic process; synapse assembly involved in innervation
Cellular component (GO): synapse; SCF ubiquitin ligase complex
Molecular function (GO): protein binding
Source: RefSeq, a predicted model, not a curated record
AUGGCCGCUGAAAGCCUUCCGUGUUCUGCGUUAGAAAAUUUAUUUUCAUAUUUAGACAUAAAUGACCUUCGAAAUUGCUCUUUAGUCUGUAAAUCGUGGUACAAGUUUCUAAACGAUGAAAACAACGACGUGUGGAGACUUCAUUGUGUACGAAAAUUAGCGGAGGAGGCCUUGAAAUCUGAUAUUUUAACAAAUUGUCCAACUUACAAAGCGAAACUGCGUGCAUUUUACCAUGCGUGGAAUCCAAAUGAUUGCUCUCGAAACAUUUACAUAAAACCAAAUGGAUUUACACUACAUCGUAACCCAGUUGCUCAAAGCACUGACGGUUGCAGAGGAAAACUAGGUUUUAAACAAGGUCGACACUGUUGGGAAGUUGUGUGGGAGGGUCCCCUCGGAACUAUAGCUGUUAUAGGACUUGCAACAAAAACUGCAAAUAUGCAGGUUCAUGGAUAUUCAGCAUUGCUUGGAACAGAUGAUCAAUCCUGGGGAUGGAAUUUAGUUGAUAAUCACUUACUUCACAAUGGAGAUUCCCAAGGAAAUUUCCCAUUGUUGAACAAUGCACCUAAGUAUCAGGUACCGAAACAUGAAAUGAGUGAUAAGUAGAUGGAAGCCAAAAUAUUUAAAUAAGAAAUGUAGUGUAGCAUUACCAAAAUAUUUAAAUAAGAAGUAUAAAUUUAAAUACAAUUUUACAUAAGUUCCCUUUAACAAAUUUUUAAUACCUACAGUACAGCUAGCGCGGCACCUUCAAAAACCCUUCGACCCUUGAGGGUAAAAAAUGUUUCGGGUGUUCAGUUGCGAUGGCCGGACACCCGUCGGCCCUCGCGAUCAUGAACACAGCUGUUCGCGAUGGACGGCCGCGAGGAUUCGCAGUGUUCACGCACAAGGGACCAUCGCGAUCAACGUUUUAUUUUAACAUUAUUGUUUUAACAGUUUAUUGAAGCACUUAAUUGUUAAAUUUAUCAUCUAUAAUAUAUUUAUUAUAAAUAUACAAUGUAUAUCAUUUAUUCAGUUUAC